AUGUCCAAGCCCAGCAAGUACCUCCUCUUGUCACUUCCGACCUCCAUCGUCCCCUCGCACCACCGCGACGACGCCCUCGACGCCGUCUCCGCCACCGUCUCCCCGGACAAUGGCUCCGCCGCCUCGUUCCCGAUCCCCGAGUUCAAGAUCGGCACGCUAGACGCCCUCGUGCAGCAGGCUGAUGAGCUGACCAAGCUGGAGAGUGGCUGCCAGGGCGUCGUGGCGAAGGUGGGAGACGCGCUGAAGAAUAUCCUCGGUGGAGAUGAGGACCAGAUCGAGAAGAUGAAGGUGGUGAACGACAAGCCCGUGGAUCAGUACCUGCGCACGUUCCAGUGGAACAAAGUCAAGUAUCGGGCGGAUAAGCCGCUGGCGGAGUUGAUUGAUCUCCUGCAGAAGGAGGCUGCCAGUAUCGACAACGAUAUUCGAUUCAAGUACUCCCAAUAUAAUCAGGUUAAGAACACUCUGGCCACGCUGCAGCGGAAACAGACGUGCGUUGAUAUUUCCACCUCUGCUAGAUAUCAUCUGCUAAUCUCUGGUAUGUACAGAGGAAACCUAUCGACCAAGUCCCUCGCCUCAGUAGUCGACCCCCGCUCUGUCAUCCAGGACUCCGAAUACCUCGAGACGCACCUCGUUGCCGUACCGACCCAACAAAUCAAGGAUUUCCUCAAGACCUACGAAACCGUGGCUCCGAUGGUCGUGCCACGGUCCGCUCAAUUGGUUGCCUCGGACAGCGAGUUUACUUUGUACUCCGUGACGACGUUCAAGAAACACAGCCCCGAGUUCGUGCACAAGGCUCGUGAGCACAAAUGGAUCCCGCGCGACUUUAAGUAUGUGGAGGGCGGGAAGGAGGAGGAACGCAAGGAGGUUGAGCGUGUGGGCGGCGAUGAGCGGAAGCUUUGGGGUGAGACGUUGCGUCUUGGACGGACCGCGUGGAGCGAGGCGGUCAUGGUCUGGAUGCAUGUGCUUGUGCUCCGGGUGUUUGUGGAGACGGUGCUGCGAUACGGGUUGCCAUUGGACUUUGUGUGUGCUUUGAUCAGGGCCCCCUCUUCCAAGCAGGCGGACCGUGCGAAACGCAACUUGGAAGACAAGUACUCGUACUUGGCUGGCAAUGCUUUUGGGCGAGACAAGAAGGGCCGUGUCAAGCGAGAUGAUCCCAGCGAGAUGCAUGCCGCGGGCGAGGGCGGCGGCGCAGACUACACGGCAUACGUGUUUUACGAGUUCGAGUUCAAUUAG
Penicillium riverlandense is the source of this 1233-nucleotide messenger RNA. Its product is annotated as H(+)-transporting V1 sector ATPase subunit C. Lineage: Eukaryota; Fungi; Ascomycota; Eurotiomycetes; Eurotiales; Aspergillaceae. The transcript has 4 exons. Gene Ontology annotation, biological process: proton transmembrane transport. The record is from RefSeq and is a predicted model, not a curated record. Gene Ontology annotation, molecular function: proton-transporting ATPase activity, rotational mechanism. Gene Ontology annotation, cellular component: vacuolar proton-transporting V-type ATPase, V1 domain. Bases 1 to 1233 code for a protein of 410 amino acids.